AUGCAGCAGCUCUUCAACAGCCAACCGAAAGAGAAGCAAGAGCAGAUGAUGAAGCAGGCGAUGGAGAUGCAGAAAAUGAUGAGCAAGAUCCCCGGCUUCGGCAAGCUGACGCAGAACAACACCAAGGUGCUAGAGCAGCUCAUAAAGAUGCAGCAGCGGGCACCGCCGCCGUCCUCUCCCUCCUCCACCACGGCCUCGGCAAAUCCUGCAGCGGCCAGCGCGCCCUCCACGGGCGCUGGAGCGUCUGCGGCGUCGUCUCCCCGACGGGACCUUUUUAGUAACGCAGCCGCGUCUGGCUCCAAGCGCUUGAACGGGAGCGGUGGGAGCGGCGGUCCCUCGCUGGACGAGCUGCGGAAGGUGAACCUCGGCCCAGAGAUUGAGGCCCUCUUUCAAGAGCUCCGCACCAUCCGCAGCCGCAAGAACGAGUACCGUGACAAGUACUACCAAGUCCAGUCCACGCUGGAGGGACUGCAGCGGGAACACAAGGAUCUGACUACGCGUGAGGCGAGCCUACGGAGCAAGCUAGCCAAGGUGGAGCAGGAGGUGAUGCUGCUCACCUCCGAGAACAUGGAGCUGCGAGACAGCAGCAAGAACGUAAGGCAGUUGGCACAGUCCAACAUGCAGCUCAAGGCGGAGGUGGAGCAGCUGAAGACGGCUGCGCAGUCAAGCACCGCUCCGGGCACGACCACGUACGCUGCUCUGCAGCAGCAGCUGCACGAGCGCGAGGAUGCACUGCGUUCCCUGCAGCGAAAGCUGGACCGCAUGCGUCGCCGAGAUCCGCUGCUGCAGUUCUCGCUUGCCUGCAGCAACGUUAGCCGACUUUGUGCUAGCGCCAAGGGAGAGGACGUGGGUAGCACCGGUGCCGCCGCGGCAGCAAGUGAAGCGAGUCAGGAGGCAGCCGAGAAAGCUUUUGCAGAGCUGCAGAUCAAGUACCAGGAGCGCCAGCAGGCCGCCUGGGAGGCGGCGGCGCACGAUCACGCCGCGGCCGCGGCCGCAUACGUGGCGGUGGUGCGACGCUACGUAAUGAGCAAUGUGCCUCACUCGAACUACGAUGCAGUCGUCACAUUCACAGGCGAUGCGGCGGCGCUGCGCACGUAUUUCUCCAACGUUGGCUUCGAGGUGAAGAUGGUGGUGGGCGAGCGCGGUCGGGCGUACGUGACAGCGGCAUCAGACGCCCUGCCCCUUUCCAGCGCACCGGGGCCGUUCGGCUACGCAUUUGCGGUGAGCCUCGCCAGAGGGAUGGCUCGGGCGGAAAGCCGUAGCACCGGCGCCAUGACUCCCGCGCCUGCAUUCACGGUGACGAGCGCGCACCCGUUCGUCUCUGCAGCCCUGGUGCGGAACGCGAAGCGGUGCAGCGUUGCUUACGAGACGGCGCGCGCCAGCGGCCCAGGUGGGCAAGCCACAAACGUCACAGAAACGCAGGUUUACGCGAAGCUGGUGAUCGAUGGAGCCCCGGCGUACACGGCGGAGGCGCAGGAUUCGCGCAGCGCGCUCAGCAACAAGGAGGCCGCCCUUGACAAGCUUCAGCAGCAGCGCCGCCUGCAGUUCAACGAUACACUGGCAAGGCAGGAGAAGACCGAGCUCGUGCAGGCGCAGUUAGUGGCCAAGAUGCAGGACCAGGGCGGCUUUGCCUUGGAGGAGAACAUACAUGUCCUGGUGCAGGAGGCAGCCACAGCGAAGCUGGUGACUGCAGGGGAUGCCGCGCUCGUUGAGAUGCUGCAGCAGCUCGGUAUCUUGGCCGCCGCGGCGUAG
Molecule: messenger RNA, 1752 nt
Organism: Leishmania mexicana MHOM/GT/2001/U1103
Lineage: Eukaryota; Euglenozoa; Kinetoplastea; Trypanosomatida; Trypanosomatidae
Exons: 1
Coding region: 1-1752 (583 amino acids)
Biological process (GO): translational termination
Molecular function (GO): translation release factor activity
Source: RefSeq, a predicted model, not a curated record